Messenger RNA from Arachis stenosperma, 2748 nucleotides. RefSeq lists its product as uncharacterized. The transcript is spliced from 6 exons. NCBI's taxonomy places the organism in Eukaryota, Viridiplantae, Streptophyta, Magnoliopsida, Fabales, Fabaceae. Gene Ontology annotation, molecular function: catalytic activity. The record is from RefSeq and is a predicted model, not a curated record. The coding region runs from base 1 to 2748 and encodes 915 amino acids.
AUGGGCCAUGGGGCAAGUAUUGGGUCUUCCAAGUUUAGGAAGCACCAUGCUCCAAUGCUUGGCAAAGAAAAAAAUCAGGGUGCCAAUCUCAUACCCGCUGUAGUGACAUUCACUCCUAUAAUCAAGAACGGCCAUAAGAGGUUGAGACCUGCAUCUCUCCAAAGCUCGCCGGUGCCGUUGAGCAAUGAUGGCGGAAUGGGUCAGCAGCAACGGAUUUCACCUUCUACGUCACCUAAUGCAAUGGGAGUGCUCCAGAACAAGUGUUGGGAAUGGAGAAGCAGGACUCUCAAAAAAAUCCUGGCGGCCCGUCUACUUCUUCAUAAAGGUCCUCGCCUGAGCAAGCUUGGUUAUCGGGAUGGUAGUGUUGUAGAGGCAAGUGGUCAUAGUGGAGGAAUUUGGAUUUUAUGUUCUAAUCCUUUAAUAUCAGUGAGAGUUUUAGAUGCAGUUGAUCAGUGUAUUAGCCUUGAGAUUCAGAUGGGUGCUUUUUCUAGUUUUUGUAGUGUUGUGUAUGCUAAUCCUCAUGUUCAUCGGCGUAUGAGGUUGUGGAAUGAUUUGAUCAGGGUCUCUAAUAUGAUUCAAGGCCCUUGGAUUGUGCUAGGUGAUUUUAAUGAUAUUCUGAUGCAGAACGAGGUGAGAGGAGGUUCCUUUUAUAAUGCAAGAUCGGAGAAGUUUGCUGAAACCUUGGCUGAAUGUAAUUUGUUUGAUAUGGGGGCUAUUGGGAGAAACUUUACUUGGUUUCGAAAGGUGAAAGGUGGGCUGCAGGCUGCUUGGUUAACCCACCCCCUCUUUCGGGAUGUUGUUCAUACAGCUUGGAGUAAAGGAGCCCCAGAUGUUAUUAAGAGUUUGCUUGAAGUCCAAAAGGAUGCGCUUAAUUUCAAUAAAGAGAUUUUUGGAAAUGUGUUUGUUAAAAAGAGGGAGCUUGAAAGACAACUAAAUGAUAUUCAAGUUUCUUUGGAAAGAUGGGAAGACCCGGAGCAGCGGAUUAAAGAGCAAGGUUUGCAUGAGGAGCUGAACUCUAUCCUCCUCCAAGAAGAGCUAAUGCGAAAAAGGAACAAGAUUCAUGGAUUGUUUCUUGAAGAUGGCACUUGGUCUUCUGAGGCGACGGUUUUGGAAUCGGAAACAAACUCUUUCUUUCAAAAACUUUUCUCUACAAGGGAGGCAGUUAAUUUGGAUGCCAUGGGGGAAUUCCCUUGUCCUUCUCUUAGUAGAGAGGUCUGCCAAAAGCUUGUUAAACCAGUAGCUCUCGAAGAGGUGAAAAGAGCUGUGUUCGGCAUGAAUUCUUUCAAGGCUCCGGGUCCAGAUGGAUUUCAAGCUCUCUUUUAUAAAGAAUUUUGGGAAUCUCUUAGCAGUGAUGUGUGGGGCUUAGUGAAGAAAGCCUUUGCAAAUGAGAACAUCAGUGCAGCUGUGUUUGACACAUUCAUUAUUCUGAUCCCCAAAGUUGAAGCUCCGUCUUACCUGAAAGAUUUUCGUCCUAUUAGUUUAUGUAAUGUGACAGAGGUUAUGAAGACACUGGAUAUGUUUACUCAAGCGUCGGGAAUGAAGGUGAAUAUCCAUAAAUCUAAGGCUCAAUGUUCCAAGAAUGUUUCAGCGAGAAGAAAAGAGGUGCUUUCAGGGAUCUCUAGUAUCCGAUUUUGUCAAGAUCUGGGAAGAUAUUUGGGAGUUAAUAUUGGUCAUGAUAGGGCUUCUAGGAAGAUGGCGCAGGAGGUCAUUGACAAGAUACAGAGAAAACUUGCUAGUUGGAAAGGGUGCUUGCUUAACAAGGCAGGCAGACUUUGUCUUGUGAAUGCGGUGAUGGCUUCUAUUCCGGUUUACAAUAUGCAAGUUUCCCUUCUUCCGAAGUAUGCGUGCGACAAGAUUGAUUCUUUGAUGCGUCAGUUCUUAUGGAAAGGUCAAGCGAAUGGGAGAGGGUUGCCGUUGGUCAAGUGGGACAUUGCUAUAACUUCUAAGAAGGCAGGUGGCUUGGGUGUUAGAGAUACUCUCUGUGCGAACAUGGCUCUACUUGGCAAGUUGGUUUGGGAUUGUCUGAAUAAUAAGAACAAGUUGUGGGUGCAGGUUCUAACUCACAAAUAUCUCCAGAACUCCAAGGACUUGGGCAGCAGUCAUGGUCACAAUGCCUCAACUACUUGGAGGAAUAUUCUAAAGGCUUAUGAUAUCUUAAAAGAAGGAUUUCGAUGGAAUGUGGGAAAUAUGCAACAAUCGAUUUGGUAUGAUGAGUGGAGUCCUCUUGGCAAACUUUGUGAGCUUACGUCUUAUGUUCACAUAUCUGAAACAAAUUUUUCUCUUGCUGAUUUGUGGAGCAAUGGUACUUGGGAGGGGGAUAAGCUUGUAACGCCAAUUUCUCAUGAGGUCAAACAGUUUCUUCACAGUCUUGGGCCUCCUUUAAUGUCAGAAUCGGAGCCCGGAUGGAUUUGGUGGCCCGCAUCACUAAAAGCCCAUAGCUCUCGAGAAGGUUAUCGUUGGCUCCUGACAAAGAAAGUGAAUUCGAUCGAAAAUAGCAACUGUGGGUGGAUUUGGCGCCUUAAUUUGCCAGAGAAGAUAAAGAUGAUGAUGUGGUUGGGUCUACAAAAUGCGCUUCCGACAAAUGCCUUCCGGUUCAAGCGUCAUUUAACUGAUUCAGACAGAUGUUCGAGAUGUAAUGCAGAUCUGGAAACAAUGGAGCAUUGUCUUAGGGAUUGUGAGAAAUCAAGAUGCAUUUGGCAAAUGUUGGAUCCUUUGCUUAUUGAUUCAUUUGAAGUGGUCAAACUAUAA